AGAGCCUCCAGAGAGAUGGCGGCCGGUCACGGAAAACGAGGCCGUGCCGGGGGCAGGGACCUGGACAGACCACGGAGGGAGCCCAGGCGCGUCUCCCCCGCAGCGACAGGCGCGCUGCCGCUCCCGCUUAAAGGGGAAGGAGGGGAGGCGCCGGCCGGCCCGCCCGCCCGCGGCCCCUUCUCCCCGCGGCCCCUUCUCCCCGCGGCCCCGCGGACUGUCGGUGAACACGGCGGCGCGCCCCGCCCGCGCCCCGCGGGGCAGCGCCGGGCCGGGCGCGGGGCGGGGAGGCGGCGGGCGCGCAGAGGCGGAAGCGGCGGCGCCGAGGCCGCGAGGGGCCGCGCGAGCAGGGUGCAGAAGAUGGCAGGCAGCUCCGCUCCUUGGAUAGGCAGUGCUUAUCUCUUCCUCCAGUCGACAUGCAAGACUAUUGCUCUGCCUUCUCUUUAUGAAAGCUCCCAGAAGAAACCUAGCAUCUUCAAGGCUCUCAAGCUGGCAUUAGCAGACUCCACCGGCAGCCUGAAUGGUGUGGACAUGCUCAAAGUGCACUGCAGCCACCCGCACCUGAUAAUCCAGCUCAAGUUCUGCAAGCAGGAGAACUGCCGCCGCUUCCUGCGGAGUUAUCGGGAAGGAGCGCUCCAGGAGUCUCUCCAGAAUCACCUCCAGCUCUCCUUGGCCGUGAGCACGGUGCCUCUCGAAAUGGAGCUGAAGGCUGGCAGCGAGCACCUCGACAACAUGCUGAAGGAUGAGGAACGCUGCCUAGAGUGCAUCUACAGAGAAAAGCCUGACCGCCUGAGGGACGAGGAAAUCACAGAGCUGGAGGAGUGUCUCAAGAGCCUGGUUCUUCACCAGAACAUCAACAACAAUAUGCCUGCAAAAGAUUGCCUGUCUCCGAACUCCCUGCCUCUACCUUACUCUUCUCAAGGCAGCUCCCUUUCCCCAGAAGUCACCUUUAUCUUUCAGGAACAACAGUUUGCCAACAGAACGCUCACGCUAGACGACCAUCAAAAAUUUGCCAAGCUCGUGUCGAAGAAAUGGAAGCAAGUGGGUCGCUCCUUGCAGAAGAACUGCCGUGCCCUGCGUGAUCCUGUUAUUGAUAACCUGGCCCUGGAAUAUGACCGAGAAGGACUAUAUGAGCAAGCCUAUCAGCUGCUUCUCAGAUUUAUCCAGUCGGAGGGGAAGAAGGCCACAAUAGCGCGGCUGAUAGCUGCCCUGGAAGAAAAUGGUCUCACCAGCUUGUCCGAGGAGCUCUUGGGCCUCCAUUCCAAUGAGGACUCCUAGAGCCCAAAGGGUAGUGGCAUUUGCUAAGGGCUUUCUUGCUUUGCAUGAGACUGCUGCCAGUGUCCUGGACAUGUAAAGCCCUGAAAAUCACUGCAGGUUUCUGUGUAGUUGGGAAUGCCCAGGGGAAAGGUUCAGUGCUUGCAAAAGCCAGCAUGGAGUAUCGAAGUACUGCUUUGAUGUUCUUUAUUUCAUUCUGUUUCCAGAAGUCAACAUUACCUUCCCAUGAACUGGUGAGAGAGGCUUUCAAACUGAAUUCCUUCAGGAUUGAAAUGUCACAGUGAAGCAGCCAGACAGUUAAAGAGCCCUAGAGUAGGGUGGGAGAGAAGAGAAAAUCAAGGAAGGCAUCUCAGAGGCUUUCUGGGGGGAGCAGAAAGCACCAGAUUUCCAAAGCUGUGGCCUAGGGCCAUCCCUGGGGCCGCCUAGAGAGCUGGAAUAUUUUUUUGCAGUGAAGGCAUUUAUGCUCUCAGGCAUGCCAUCAAACAAAGAAACAGAGGGGAAAUUAAGGAAAAGUCAAAUUUAUCUUAUUUGACUGCGAAAUACGACCACUGUGGCAACACCACUUAAAUAAUCCUUGGUGUCUCUUCUCCACCCUCAAAGUAGUUAGGUAUUUUUUUUUUUUUAAAGAAA
Dromaius novaehollandiae (emu) is the source of this 1902-nucleotide messenger RNA. It is a transcript of the gene TRADD, whose product is annotated as TNFRSF1A associated via death domain. Gene Ontology annotation, molecular function: transmembrane receptor protein tyrosine kinase adaptor activity. Lineage: Eukaryota; Metazoa; Chordata; Aves; Casuariiformes; Dromaiidae. Gene Ontology annotation, biological process: extrinsic apoptotic signaling pathway; positive regulation of canonical NF-kappaB signal transduction. Bases 16 to 1275 code for a protein of 419 amino acids. Gene Ontology annotation, cellular component: tumor necrosis factor receptor superfamily complex. The transcript is spliced from 5 exons. The record is from RefSeq and is a predicted model, not a curated record.